GCGCCUCAGUUACCUCAUCUGUAAAAUGGGGAUUGAGAUGGGUGACUCCAACGAAGCCACCCAUCCUUUGCAGCGUGGCCUCACUGUCAAAACCAAAGUCUCCACUUCUCCUUUCUACACCUGGGGCACGAGGCUAAAGGACAAGCCCAAAACCCCUGAGUGAAGAUCUGCAGUGUGGCAUGGAUCGGAAGGAGGGGAAAUGGAAGCAGAAGGGAUCUAUGAGAAUAUCUAUCCAGGGAAAGUAUCUCCGCAGAUGCUGGAACUACCCCCUAAGGAAAAGCUCCCUCCAGCCCACAGUACCCCCUGGAUCGCCCAAGUUAUCCUGACCCUCUUGGUGGUGGCCCUGAUCUCCUCCCUCAUCACCAUGUUCAUCCUGUAUUUUCAGCAAGAGAGGUGCCUCCCACCAAAGGAAGUCAGGAGGACUGGGAGAAAAGGCUGUUUGGAGAACAGUUCAUCAGUUUGGGACAUCGAGAUGUUACAGGAUCGUGCGGAGAAUUUCAGCAUCCUGUAUGCCACCGUCAGAGAGGAGUACGGUACCUUUGUGAAGAUGCUCUCCAAAGGCUGGGAAUACUACAGAGGGCAUCUUUACUACUUUUCCAAAGGGAAGAAGUCCUGGGAUAAUGCUGAGAAGUUCUGCGUCACGCAGAAUUCGCACCUGGCCUCCGUGACAUCAGUGGAAGAGCAGGAGUUCCUCUUUAAGUACACAUCUGACGUCUAUCGGUGGAUUGGUCUGACGGACAGGGGGAAAGAAGGCGCCUGGCGCUGGAUUGACGGGACGCGGUAUAAUGAGGCGGAGAACCGGCGGUUUUGGGUUGAUGGACAGCCGGACAACUGGAAUCAGGGAAAGGACCUACGGGAGGACUGUGUCCAUUUCCAGAGCGAACAUGUGAAGUCGUGGAACGACGGGAACUGUAACCACAAGUAUAACUGGAUUUGUAAGAAGGCCUUUCACCAUCUUCCGGUUCUGUGACCAAGCCAGUAUGCGGACACUAGUCUACUUCGUGGAGCAUUACUGACUUUAAGACUGUUU
Tachyglossus aculeatus (Australian echidna) is the source of this 1030-nucleotide messenger RNA. Its product is annotated as C-type lectin domain family 4 member F-like. Lineage: Eukaryota; Metazoa; Chordata; Mammalia; Monotremata; Tachyglossidae. Bases 200 to 970 code for a protein of 256 amino acids. The record is from RefSeq and is a predicted model, not a curated record. The transcript is spliced from 7 exons. Gene Ontology annotation, molecular function: signaling receptor activity.